This is a messenger RNA of Paramormyrops kingsleyae, 1889 nucleotides long. The record is from RefSeq and is a predicted model, not a curated record. Lineage: Eukaryota; Metazoa; Chordata; Actinopteri; Osteoglossiformes; Mormyridae.
UGGAAUCGAGGUCCAGAGUUGAAGAACCCUGGCUUAAAAAAACACAUAUUUCUCUGUUAUUACCCAUCCAUCCUGUAGGGGGCAAAUGUCUCCUAGGAGUUUAUUUAGUUAGUUAUAGUAUUUAGUCAUGUUUUAUUUCCUUAUUAAUGUCUUAGUACUUUAAUUUCUGUUUAAUGUUUCGAAUGGCUGCAUGUCACUUUAAGAACAUAGUAUAGUAACGCAGUUAUUUUACGUAAGGUGGGGGAGUUUUGGGACGUUGGUUUGGAAUGAACGGUUUUUCUAACCGUACUUAGGCAGUGGAAAUUUAGUAAAAUAGUGAAUCUUUGGACUUUAUUUUCGAUUUAUGUUUAUAGUUUAAUAAACGUUUAAAUGCAUAAAAAUGUAUUAAUUUUAUUUCUGCGUGGAACAUAAGCCGAACACGGUGUCUGUUAUUUCAAUUUUGAUUGGUCGGUCGUCAUCUCAAGUUGGGUGGGUGGUAUUACACGUCCCACCCAAACCCUUGUGGAUUGGAGAUGACAUCACUCUGACCUGCGAGGUUAGGGGCAGGAAGUUUGUGAGCGAAGUGGUUUUCUAUAAAGACGACAUAGAAAUGCGGAGGCAGGCCAAGCCAAACCUGCGCUUGUCCCGCCUCACCAAGAGUGACCAGGGAGUCUACUGGUGCAAAGCCACCUGGCGGGGUGACAUUAUGUGGUCUACAACCUACUCGUCGCCUGUUAGAGUGAGAGUCAAUGAAUGAAACAAAUCAUAGUUGUUGCACAAUCAGUCACAGGACUCGUUACCGGGGGGAAAAAACGCUUUUUGGGAAAGUGAAACUGCCGGGAUCGUCUUCACGCCGCUCCUUGUCCUGAAUACAAGCAGGAUCUUUCCCCGUCGACACUGAUCCCAGCAAGAUGAUCCCAGUUCAGCCGCUUAUCCUCUUUAUAGUUAUUUCAGGUGUGAUUGGUCGGAAGUCAUCUCAAGAUGAGCCACUCAGACCUACCUUGACGUUGGUCUGGGGCAACCAGCAGCUGCUGGUCGGAGAGACCGCAACCAUGCUCUGCACAAUACCUGGAAACAAACAGAUUGACUGGAAAUACUGGUGGUUCAAAAACGGCCAGCCAAUACGACAGUUCGGCUUGUACGAUGACAUUUACACGCUGACAGCCAAACUUCCUCUGGACGGUGGUCUUUACACGUGCCAAGGCAGGACUAACACGACGGAGACCGAACUGCAGGACACACUGCAGAGCGAUCCGCUGAAGAUAGACGUGGCUGGUGGGUGGGUGGUAUUGCUGGUCCCACCAGCACCCUUGCUAAUUGGAGAUGACAUCACUCUGACCUGCCGUGUCAGGGGCAAGAAGAGAGUGACAGAGGCGGCUUUCUUCAAAGACGGCUUGGAGUUACAGAGGCAGCCGAAGUCAAACCUGCAUUUAUCCCGCCUCACUAAGGAAGACCAGGGUGUCUAUUGGUGCAGAGCCACUUGGUGGCAGGGCCUUCUGUGGCACACAUCGCAGUCAUUGCCCGUUGAGGUGCCAGUCAAUGAGGUAUUGACCAUGCCCCACCUGGUAGGACUCCCUGCCACCUCCGACUGGAUAGCAGCUACACUUGUGGUGCCAGGUCCAGCUCAACAGCAGGGAUCCAAACCUACAGCCGCACUACCAGUUCUACAGAAACCACCAAAAGCUGCCCUUGGCCACCGCAGAGCAGCUCCACAUCAUCACCAAGGCUGGGGUACAGCGUUCCGGGCUGUACCAUUGCAGAGUGAUUCUGAACAGGCUGGGCUUGACCAAGCUGAGCAGGGAAGUGAUGGUGGAGGUGUUGAAGGUGAGACUGCCUCUGUCGGACCCCUUCUCCACCACGGUACGUGCCACAUGUUGUCCUCUUAACCUGCCACUUUCCUUCUGUCACUU